This is a messenger RNA of Parnassius mnemosyne (clouded apollo), 1641 nucleotides long. The record is from the annotation of a GenBank genome assembly. Lineage: Eukaryota; Metazoa; Arthropoda; Insecta; Lepidoptera; Papilionidae.
UUGAGAAAUAGCCGUUCUAUUAACUUUAUUAAGUUUUACGUUACAGCAUCAUUUCAGAAAAUCUUUAAAUUAAAACUAACGGAUUUACGAAAAUCAACAAAUAUGGAAGCUGAUUUGAGGCUAAUGGAGAAACUAAAAGAACAAAUAGAGAAAGGAAGAAACAACUUCAAGAAAAGUCCUAAAGAAAGAGUAACGAAAUCAUUCGUUGUUGCAAGAUUAGAAGGAUUAGAAAAGAUUGCUGAUCGUUUUCGUAUGAAGCAUGAAGACAUCAUUUGUAAAUACGAAAAGAAAGAUUUCAUCAUCAUCAUCAUUACAGCCCUUCACAACACUCAACAACCUAAGUCUUUGCAUGUAUCUUCAGAUAUUAUUUGUCUUCACUGCAAUGAACAUCAUAAGCUAUUCUACUGUGGUAAGUUUGCAAAGGAAGAUCUUAAUGUUCGCCAGAAUAUAGUAAAUUCAUUAGGACUUUGCUAUAAUUGCCUUGGCAGUAAUCACACAAGAAAAAUGUGCCGUGUACUAACAACAUGUGGUAUAUGUAAAAGGAAGCAUCAUACGCUUCUUCAUGGCAAAGCUAGUUCAUAUACCGUCGCAGUCGCUAGGGAAGCAACUGAAACUGAUGAAGUAGAUGAAAUUCACCCGGAAUCGUCUUUUGAGACGAAUGAGACCACCAACAAUAUUGUUAACAAUUUUGUGACAGACCAAACACAUAACCAAUCCUUAUUAGCCACAGCCUUAAUAAAGGUUCAAUAUAAAGAUGGUAAUAAUCAGAUAUUGAGAGCCUUGCUUGACCAACGAUCGCAAGCAUCUUUCAUAUCUGAAGCUGCUGUGCAACUUUUACGCCUCGAUAAAAUUAAUGCAAGAAGUUCUAUAUCAGGUUUGGGUGGAGGUCGACGCGGCUUGGUUUCAAAGUAUGUGGUUAGAGUAAACAUGCUAUCGCUUAGCGAACCUUCAUUUAAAAUGCAAGUAGAUGCUCACGUUUUAAAUAAGGUGACUUCGGUCUUGCCGGAAAGGAAAUUUUCCCUACUGUAUUGGGAAGAUUUAAGGCGGAUCACUCUGGCAGAUCCACAAUACAAUUCACCUCAUAGGAUAGACAUCUUAUUAGUCACUGAGGUUUAUUGCAAGAUCCUGAAAAAGGGGUUAAUAAAACACCCCUCUGGUUGUACUAUUGCGCAGGAUAUUCACCUCGGAUGGGUAUUGUCAGGACAAGUGAGCAGUAAUAAUACAGAAAUUGGAUGUCACAACAAAAUUUUGAAUAUGCAUGCAAAUGUAGAUGAAGAUAACGAACUACUUAAACGAAUUUGGAUGCUAGAAUCAGAGCCUAAUUUAGAACACAGAAAAAUAUUGAAUCCUGAAGAGCAACAAUGUGAGGAACAUUUUGCUGCUACAACAAUUAGAGACCAGUAUGGUCGCUACAUUGUAGAGUUACCUUCCCGUCCCAAUUUUGGUAUUAAAGACAGAUAUGGAGAUACAAGGAAAAUUUCCGUUAAAAGAUUGUUAAGUUUAGAGAAAAGAUUAUCGAAAUGCCCAGAACAAGAAAAGGAUUAUGCAGAAGCACUGAAGGAAUACGUGAUGUUUGGUCAUAUGGAGGAAGUAGGAAUGGAUUUGUUGACUGUAGUCAAAAGAAAAAAUAAUGAUGAUUAA